AUGGCCCCGACAACACCGUCGUCGGCCCUUAAUGGCGUCGUCAUCGGACUGCUGUCCUCCUUUGGCUCCGCCGUCCUUAUCGCCAUCAUCUUCCUCGUCAUCUACUUCUUCAGAUACACAGCCAGCGGUCGCAUCUUUCUCGAUCGCAUCGGACGCCCCGGCGAGUACGACGAUGAGCAGGCCUUCGCCAGGGAAGAGGCCGAGGCCCUCGAGUCCAUGGACGACAUGCAGCGGACCGAGUAUUUGAGAGCAAAGGGUAACCAUUCAACCUGCCGCGCCAUCCGCAGACAGACCACUGACCAGCCCGCAGCAUUCAUUAACGCGAACCCGCCCGACUCUGUCCAGACAGACAUUUCGCUGUCCCAGUACCUCGCCAUCCAAGAAAAGGGCGUCUCCGCCUGGGAGUUUGAGCCCGAGCUCGAAAUCGCCAACUGCUUCGUCGAGGCCCGCACCGAGAUUGAGUUCUUCGACUCCGAAUGCACCGUCAUGAGCAACCUGCCCGUCCCAAAGCAGAACGAAGUCUACUACUGGGAGGCCAAAAUCUACGACAAGCCCGAAAACACGUUGAUCAGCAUCGGCAUGGCCACGAAGCCGUACCCGUUGUUCAGAUUACCCGGCUUCCACAAACACUCCGCCGCAUAUCUGUCGACGGGCCAGCGCCGGUGCAACCAGCCCUUCAACGCGACACCCUACGCACCCCAGUACGUCCAGGGCGACGUCAUUGGCGUCGGCUACCGCCCGCGGACGGGCACCAUUUUCUUCACCCGCAACGGUAAGAAGCUGGAGGACGUCGUUCACGGUGUCAAGUCGCAAAACUUCUUCCCCGCCGUCGGCGCCAACGGCCCCUGCAUCAUCCACGUCAACUUUGGCCAGGCCGGCUUCGUCUUCAUCGAGGCCAACGUCAAGAAGUGGGGCCUCGCCCCCAUGACCGGCAGCCUUGCGCCGCCGCCGCCGUACGGCUCCGAGCAGGGCGACAUCCUGCUCGAGGCCGGGCGCAAGGACGGCUACACGGGCAGCAUUACGCUGCAGCGGGGGCACACGCAGUCGCAGUCGUACUCGCAGAGUGGACUGGGUCCUCAGCAUGGACGCACAAGGAGCGGAAACUUCAGAGUACUACCACCGAGGAGCCCCGGUCCCGUGAGAAGCCCGACUGACAUCUCCCUGACGCACUUCGUGCCCAACGAUGAGGGCGGCGAGCCAAGCGGCAGCAACCCCGGGCACGAAGGGGAAAGCGUCGUAGGGCUUGGGCUUCAAGACGCCCUGAAUCCUCCCCCCGAGUACACGAGUCCUGAUUCCUCGGAGGCCGGAAGCCGCCGGAACAGCACGGACAGCGAGAACACGCCCCUCAUCCGCGUGCUCAAUCGGAGCCGUGGCGCGACGGUGGCAGCAGCGGCGGGCCCCUCGCACCCCCCGAUACCCAGCUACACCGACGCGGUGCGCGCCGGCGCCGGGCGGGAGGGGAACAGCACUCCACGGCCCAGCCGGCACGGCAACCGGUCGAGGUCGCAGAGCGCGCAAUGA
Messenger RNA from Colletotrichum gloeosporioides, 1521 nucleotides. RefSeq names its product Protein ssh4. Gene Ontology annotation, molecular function: protein binding. Lineage: Eukaryota; Fungi; Ascomycota; Sordariomycetes; Glomerellales; Glomerellaceae. The transcript has 2 exons. Bases 1 to 1521 code for a protein of 506 amino acids. The record is from RefSeq and is a predicted model, not a curated record.